Saccharomyces kudriavzevii IFO 1802 is the source of this 795-nucleotide messenger RNA. It is a transcript of the gene MRPL13, whose product is annotated as mitochondrial 54S ribosomal protein mL50 MRPL13. NCBI's taxonomy places the organism in Eukaryota, Fungi, Ascomycota, Saccharomycetes, Saccharomycetales, Saccharomycetaceae. The transcript has a single exon. Bases 1 to 795 code for a protein of 264 amino acids. Gene Ontology annotation, cellular component: mitochondrion. The record is from RefSeq and is a predicted model, not a curated record.
AUGUCGUCAUUGAUUAGAGUUCAUUGCUCCAAGCCGUUGCCGCAAUGGUCGGUGGGCCUUUCUGCCGCUGAGCGGGGAGUCAGAUCUAUUCAUACUUCUUCUGCAAACAGGGACUUCAUGUCGUGGUUCAAAAGGAAGAAGCAAGAGGAACAUAGAGAGCCUGUCAAGGAUACUAAGCAGUUGAUACAUGAUAUUGAGGAGGGGAGGGCUGAAGUUUCCUCUCAGGCUUCCUCCAACAGCAAGAACAGAUUGGAGCUAAUACCUGAAAACUUUAUUGGCGAAGGCCCUAGACGGUAUAAGAGACAAAGGCAGUUGAAGCAAGCGGUUUACAAUGCUCCUUUUAAUCAGUGGUUAUCUAGGGGUAAGAUCGUUUCCGAGAAUGAGUUAGAUGAUGUAAUAUCUCAGGCAACGCAAAAAACGCUGGGCAGAGAAGAGCUGGAUGUCCCAUUUCCCGGUUUGGUGGCGAAGUUUCAAUUUACCAAGCUUUUGCAAGAGAAAUCAGGCUAUUUGAUUCCAGAUUAUAAACUGACUACUUUAACUACGCCUUUACAGUUUAAAGAGUAUUUUGAGAAGAGUAUUUUGCCAUCAAUGAACAAUCCAAAACUCGCUUUCAAAGAAGCUGAGCCUAAUGCCAUCCAUCCAUUCUCCGAGACGUAUGCUUCACCAAACGUUUACGUUGUCAACGACAUCACUCCUAGAGAGCAAAAGAACAAAUACGAUACUAUUAUGAAAGAAAUUCAAAGACUGGACGAUGAGGCAAUAAAGAAGGCUUUCGAAACAGCGAGGUCAGUCUAA